UGCUCUUCUUGGGAAAUGGGGAGUUUUUCUUUUGCAGCUGCUCUGCUGCUGACUCACAGCAGCAAAAUUUAACAGUGUUUACAAGGCUAAACAUCAAAAAGUACUAAUUUCAUAUGCAUAAGGCAUAAAAGGAGGUGAGGGCCCCUUUGAUCCACUGUCUCUCUCAGUACAACUAAUGGUUUCUUUCCCAAAGCCAAGAGCAUCUUCUGUGUACCAUUCCUAUAUAACAACCAUCAGAUGUAGCUGUGAAAGGAGCUGUGGCAUUGCUCAUAGCUGUCACCUCCUAUAUGCCUUCGGAGACAAGCCACCAUAAGACGAGCACCAAAAAAGAUGAACCUCUGCUUUGUCUCCUUGCCUUCCACACAGCCCAUGCCAUACCCCACUUUUAUUUAGGGGAUAGCUCAGACAUGAGGUUGUUGUUUACUGAGUAUACUGAUUGUGAGGGCAGUAUGCAGAGCUGGCACGAUAAGAAAAAUCUGACAAAUGAGCCCUGUGCUAAACUCACUUCUUUUUUCAUACAGUAGUCACUUGAGUAUGACUCUCCAGAGACGAGUCUUAGUCUCUCCUGAUCUUCUAAGCAUACAGCUUUCAUAGUUAUGCUAUUUCCAGAAGAUGUGACUGCAAGAAUAAGUCACCAGUCACUUAUUCUGUCUUUCUUUUGGUCAACUCUCCAGUGUGAUUUAGGUGAUGCAGCAGAAGAGAUUGACUUGACUGUGGUUUACCAAGCAGCAGCUAGUGGUGAUGUGAACACAUUAACUGCAGCAAUUCGAGAAGAUCCAUCCAUCCUAGAGUGCUGUGACAGUGAGGGUUGCACACCUUUGAUGCAUGCUGUGUCAGGACGCCAGGUUGAUACAGUGAAGCUUCUGUUGAAGAUGGGAGCCAAUAUUAAUACUCAAGAUUCUUGUGGACGUACCAGUUUAUCUCUGGCAACUUAUCUGGGCUGGCUGGAAGGAUGUGUCAGCUUGCUCAGAAACGGCGCUAAGCAGAACAUACCUGACAAAAACGGGAGGUUGCCACUUCACGCUGCUACUGCGGAGCCUGAUGUGAGGCUUCUGAACGUGCUUCUGCAGCAGUCAAAUCUUAGUGAAAUUAAUCACCAGGACAAUGAGGGAAUGACUUCACUCCACUGGGCUGCUUUCCAUAACAGGCCCCAGCACACCCAGACUUUGCUGCACAAGGGAGCAGACCUGACUCUGGUGGACAAAGACUUGAAAACAGCUCUGCACUGGGCAGUACAGAGUGGCAACAGGAUUCUGUGUUCCAUCAUUCUGAACCACUACCAGGGACCAUCAAUAAUAAACUACGAUGACGAGAGUGGCAAAACAUGUAUGCACAUUGCUGCUGCUGCAGGCUACAGUGAUAUUAUCAGUGAGCUGGCUAAAGUCCCAGAGUGCAACCUGCAGGCCCUUGAUGUGGAUGACAGGACACCUUUGCACUGGGCUGCAGCAGCAGGGAAAGCUGACUGUGUGCAGGCACUGCUAGAGCUUGGGAUAGACAGCAGCCCUCGAGACAUCAAUGAAAACACUCCUCUGACAUAUGCAAUGUACUGUGGGCACACAGGAUGUGUAAAGCUGCUGUCUCGGGAGAGCAGUAGAUCAGAGCCCAUUCAUCAGUUUCCUCCCCUAAAGAAAGAAGGACGAUUACGUAUGCUGAACUAUAUUUUCUCCUGCAAAAAGAAGAAAGAUGAUCAGAAAACUGUUCAGAAGGAGAGAAGCAGAGACAGAUAUCCUAGAGAAGAGACCUCAGAAGUAGAUGACAUCAUCGCCACUUUUGAUUGCAUUAUGGACACAAACUGCAAAGACAUUUCAGACAAAUAUGUGACCACCACUGACUUUAAAAGAAGGAGCACAGACACAAAGUACCUCAUACCAGAAAAGAAGCAACCAGAGUGUCAGGGACUCCUGGCCAUCAGAACCCAGAGCCUUCCCCCAAUUACUGUGGGCAGUUCCUUCCUAACUGCUUCCCAGAGCACAACCUCCAGAAUCAGCACCCACCAUUUUGCUCACAAGUCUCAAAAGAGUAGGAGUGAACACAACUUGCUGGACCACAGAAGCAGUUGCCAGGCUUUGUUGGAUGAUCCUUGGAACACAGACUCUAACCAAAUAUUUUCCUACAAAGUCUGUACAAAGAAUCCUUCAGACAAACUGAUAAAUGGCUUAAAUUCUGAUAAAUCUCACCAUGUGCUUUUGUGCCCUCCCUGCCUUCCCUCACUUCCCAGUUCUCCAUCAGGUAAAAAUUUUCAACAAAUGUCUGUAGACCAACCCAAAAUAAAAAAUCUUACUCCUGUGUGGAACAGCUUACCUCCUAUACCCAACCGCUGUGCUCAUAAAAUUCAGCUGCCAUCUCAGGGUGCUAAGAAGUUUAAGUCCUUGCCUUUAGAUUCACUAAGAACUGGUGCAGUUAUACUCCCACCAGCCCUGGUCUCCAGAUCCCAGAAAAGGGAACAUUCUCAGAAUCAUUCACUCAAUUCUCUAUUGCCUGGUCUAUCAGGAGAGCCUCUGAAACCAAGCUGUGUCCUACCUGCUAUCCGAAGCCAGAAGAACCCUAAUCCUUCAGAAGAGCUUGAGAAAUCUCUUCCCAAACCAGACUCUGAAAAUUAACUCAUUGCAUUGGCCUCAGUCAGUUGAAAGAACUUGCUACAAUACAGAUGAUGUACAGCAAAAUCUCAUUAAUUUGGACUAAAGAUGCUCUUGUGAACUGGAGCAUAAAUGAACAAAACCCAAGAAAGACUAGCACAUCACAAAAGCUGCACUGUAUACUUAUUCUGGAAUUUUCAUUCUAGUUUUCAUUUAUUAUUAAAUUACUAAUCAGUGUUGAAUAUGCUGUAAAUAUAUUUUGUGAGUGGAAACCUCAUAACACACAAUUUUGUUGCAGCAAAAUGCUGCUUAACCUUCAUAGAAAACAGGAAGAAAUAGUAAGGAUUUCUGUGUGAUUUAAAGGUCAGGAUUAGGGAAACAGACUCACAGAGAUUCUCAGUAGUUUGUAAAUGCAAAGGUGCUGAUUCUGAGGCUCUGUGCCACCAAAAAUAUCUUUUCUAAUAUUAAACCAAUAAGCUCAAAAUAAAGAG
Molecule: messenger RNA, 3067 nt
Organism: Calypte anna (Anna's hummingbird)
Lineage: Eukaryota; Metazoa; Chordata; Aves; Apodiformes; Trochilidae
Gene: ANKRD55
Product: ankyrin repeat domain 55
Exons: 12
Coding region: 597-2600 (667 amino acids)
Molecular function (GO): protein binding
Source: RefSeq, a predicted model, not a curated record